Euleptes europaea (tarantolino) is the source of this 885-nucleotide messenger RNA. RefSeq lists its product as uncharacterized. NCBI's taxonomy places the organism in Eukaryota, Metazoa, Chordata, Lepidosauria, Squamata, Sphaerodactylidae. The transcript is spliced from 5 exons. The record is from RefSeq and is a predicted model, not a curated record. Bases 3 to 824 code for a protein of 273 amino acids.
CCAUGCUCAAGAUCCUCACCAAGAAGCUCAGGCGCCAGAGUUUGAGUGAGAUCCAGCCUUUCAAGCUGAAGAUUUCAUACCCCCCAAGUGAUGAGGAAGACAGUGAUGAUUCUGAGGGAGAGAACCAGGAACUUGCUCAGAUUGACAGAGAGAGAAGACGGAAUUGCUGCUUGACCCCCUUGGCAAACAAUCAACUGCAGAACCAAGAAAACCAGUGCUGCAAAAUGCGGGCCCAUUUUCCUGCAGGCCUCGAUCGGCACAGCUCCGAAGAGGAGCUGGAACGAAUCAGCCGUGAGUUUGCAGCUGAGAAACUGAAAUGGUCGCAAGUCAACAGGCUCGCCUGCUGUGGUGACAACUACAAUACUUCCUCUAGUGACGAGGAAGUGAAGAACCUGUGUGGCAUGUCCUUCCGACCAGUUGUAGAAGCAGCGGAUGGCUUCCAUGCAAGCUCGAGCCCCGUGCUCUUCAGUGCCUCGCCUCCUAAGAGACUCCAGCCUUUUGUACGAACCCCAACAUCCCGGCCUUUAAUCUUCACGAGUGUGGGAGCCAGCUUUGAGCAGGUGAUGCCAUGUAAACGACACCGGCAAGGCUAUGGAGACAAGGUCAGUAGGCCCAGCCUUGACCUGGAAAAAAUGCAGCAGAAGAUGCUAUUUAAGAAGACUUGUGGAGCAAAGUCGCGAGUGAUCAAAAUUCGUCAUAUCAAUGGGAGCCGACCAUCGCCUCACUUCUUGUACGACCCGUCAAUCUUUGCCUUCCGGUCUCUGAGCACUUUGAAGUCUUUGAGUCCCAUAGCUCCAGUCGAAGAACCAUCCUGUGCCUACUGAAGGAGAUACUUGAAACUCUCAGGAAUCAUCAUACCAACCAACUGCCCACCGGGGACUGGAU